Messenger RNA from Musa acuminata AAA Group (dessert banana), 1130 nucleotides. Its product is annotated as noroxomaritidine/norcraugsodine reductase-like. The transcript is spliced from 5 exons. Gene Ontology annotation, molecular function: oxidoreductase activity. The coding region runs from base 163 to 951 and encodes 262 amino acids. NCBI's taxonomy places the organism in Eukaryota, Viridiplantae, Streptophyta, Magnoliopsida, Zingiberales, Musaceae. The record is from RefSeq and is a predicted model, not a curated record.
AUACUUGAGCGUCCUAUCGCGCACGGCGUUGAGCGAAACCCAGGAGUGACUUCAUUAUAUAAGAGACGGGAAUGCUGUAGGCCUUUCCAAUGCACAAGCAAUAGAGUUCUUUACCGAGGAAGGUGCCUGAGGUUGGUAGGUUGGCAGAGAGAGAAAGAAGCCAUGGCUACCAACGCAGUGCUCGAUAGGUGGUCUCUUAGCGGAAGAACAGCUUUGGUUACCGGAGGCACCAAAGGAAUCGGGUAUGGCAUAGUAGAAGAAUUAGCUAAGCUCGGGGCAACAGUCUAUACCUGUGCUCGGAAUGAAGCAGAGCUUAAGAAAUGCCUCCAACAAUGGGAGGCAAAGAGCUUCAAGGUCGCAGGGUCCACCUGCGACGUCUCCUCCCCAGUCGAGAGGGAGAAACUAAUGGAGAACGUCAAGUCUGCGUUUCAUGGAAAGCUCGAUAUUUUGGUUAGCAACGCAGGAACAGGAAUCAUGAAACCUGCGUUGGGUGUGACCCCUGAGGAAUACAAGUUCAUCACGACUACCAAUUUUGAGUCGGCUUUCCAUCUGUGUCAGCUCGCCCACCCGCUUCUCAAGGCAUCAGGAAGAGGCACCAUCGUGUUCAACUCCUCCAUCGCCGGCAUGGUGGGCAUAGAUAUGUUCUGCCUCUAUGCAGCCACUAAAGGAGCACUGAACCAGCUCACCAAGAGCCUCGCUUGCGAGUGGGCAAAGGACAACAUCCGAACCAACUGCGUCGCGCCCGGAUACAUCAAGACCCCACUCAUUCAGAACGCACUGGAAGACGAGGCGUUUGUGGCGGGGGAGACACGUCGUAUCCCCAUGGGGCGUCUGGGCGAGGUACAAGACGUGGCCCCGGUGGUGGCUUUCCUGUGCCUGCCCGCUUCUUGCUACGUCAAUGGCCAAGUCGUGGUGGUGGACGGAGGUCGGGUUGUGAACGGCAACAUUUAAGUCUCAGCCGCUGCCGCUGCCGCUGCUACCCCUUUUUCUUCUCCAAGACGACGAGCGCUACUCGAGAGAUGCGUCCGUAGCUAUUCGAAUCACUCAUCAAAAACACGUGUUGUCGACCAUCAUAUGGUCAUUUUUACUUUGUUAUGGCUAAUAAAUAUGUCACCGUGUGCUUAAACACA